UGUUGAGACAGAGUCAUGGAGGAUAGCCACGGACCAACAUCGGCUGUGGCAGUUUCCGGUAACCCCUCUCGUCCUGCAGCCUCCACGAGUGGAGUGGACAUCGAGUCUGACCAUCGCCAUCAACAUGUGCAGGUCCAGCCAUCUCCGGAUCAUGGCAGCUGGCUGUGCUGUGUUCCCUGUUAUUGGCUCAGGAGGAACAACAGCGUCCACAAGGCGUCGCUGACAGUCGCAACUCUAAUUGUCAUGUCUCUGCUGGUGGCGUCUCCAGUUCUCUUCCUUAUCAGCAGCAUUCCAACACGUGAAGGCGAUCGGCCGAGAGGCUGUCAUCACCAGGGUGAUAUGUGUGGUGAAGAACCGAUGGACGAUUACGUGUGUAAGACAGAAGAAUGUCGGAGGGCCGCAAGUCGGAUUCUUGCUUCUAUGAACUGGAGGUACGAUCCAUGUCGUGACUUCUACAAGUUCGCGUGUGGUGGAUGGUCUCCAGGAACAGAUGAGGGCCGUAAGAAUUUGUCCCAUCACUACGGUCAAAAACCAGAACUGAGUUUUAAUACUAUCCAGAAACAAGUGGAUCAACAGAUACAGCAACUUCUGACCCUGUCGUCUAGUUCUGGGCCUUUCCAGAAAUUGGGGCUCUUCUACAACAGCUGUUUGAAGAUGAGAGACAAGAGGACGUCGACAGCCCCAAUGUUUGCUCUUCUGAAUGACCUGGGUGGAUACCUAAUGCCUGGGACCCCUCAGCCACCAGACCUGACGCCACUAUUGACUCGUCUUCUCCUUGUAAAUGGAGCACCUCUAUUUGACGUCUAUCUGGAGCGAGACGUGCACAAUCGCACAUUCCUUGCUGUUUUUCUGGACUUACCACGUCGCUAUGGACACACCACCAGGCUGCUACAUGGACCCUACCCAGAGGUGCCGAACGGUAUUUUAAGCGUUCACAGAACAGUAAGGACGAGCAGUUCGAGGAUAAAACGCAGUCAGAACAAGGAAAGCAGAGCUUACACAUAUAUUAAGGACAGUGCUGAAGAAAAGAGGUUGUUAAGUCUGGAGAAGCUGCUCCACAGAUUUUUACCAAGCAACAUGCCUCUAGAUAUGCGAAUCAAAGAAGCACAAAGUAUCUUACUAUUUGCAUCAAUGCUCAGUAAAGUAUUUCCACGUGAGAAAGACAUCAUCAACUCAUUCCAGAGAAGAGAUGAUUACAAGAAGUAUAACCUCUCGCAGCUUCAAGAAAUAUAUGGGUUUGUCCAAUGGAAGCCCCUUAUGGAUGAAAUAUUUGCUACUAAUUUUACUGACAGCGAUAAGUUUUAUGUGGUAGCUCCAGAGUAUUUUGAGAGUCUUCAGAAAAUGCUCACUCAUUUUCAAAACAGAGUGGUUCAUAAUGCGCUCCUUCUUGUGUUCGCCCGAGACAUAUUGCAUGAGCUAGUGAACGCGACGGCCACGCCAGACUGGUCAGCGUUCUGUACACGUGUCACAAUAAGCGUGUUCACAAAGGCAGUGAGCGCCCUCUAUGUUCAACAGUUCUCACUUCAGUACCUUGAAGAACUUCGUAAGCAGGUGACGCAGAUGUUCAGGCACUUGAAGGUAACCUUGGAGACAAGGAUCAGGAGUCUGUCGUGGUUGGAUGAGCUGACACGUGAAGAAGCUCUGCAUAAGUUAUCCAAUCUGCGUGGGCAGUUCUUCACUUGGCCACAACUCUGGAACCAAACGUAUGUCGCCAGCCUCCUGCAGGAUGUACACGUUGAUCCUGAUGAUUUCUUUGGCAAUGUAAUCCGGAGGUACAGACAGCUGAGAACUACGCCACAUAACUUCCAUGACCAACUGCCAACUGAUCAGAAGUGGGCAUAUCCCUUUGUUGUCAAUGCAUUUUAUGAACUGACACUCAAUAGUAUAGUGAUACCUCUGGCCGUUCUUACUCAACCGUACUUCCGAGCCGACGUUCCCCAUUAUAUUCCCUACGCUACAAUUGGCCUUAUUUUUACUCAUGAAAUGCUGCAUGGGUUUGAUCUGAUUGGAAUCGGCUAUGAUGCCAAAGGGGAGCCGAGGGAAUGGUUCUCUCCUGAAUCUCGUCUGAGACUAGAGGCACGGCUGGACUGUGUGGCAAGACAGUAUGCAGCCACCUUCUGGAAAAAAGUCAACUUCAUGGGUGCCAACAUAGAGGUCCAAUUUGAUUGGAAUGUGACACAGAAUGAGAACAUGGCAGAUAUCAGUGGGCUACAGAUUGCUUACAAGACAUGGAAGUUACUUCAGGAAGAAGACACUCCUGAUCCACACUUGCCUGGAAUUAACCUCAGCCCAAGACAACUUUUCUUUCUCAAUGCAGCACAGACAUACUGCUCAACACUAUCACCAGAAGAUUAUAUUCUUUUGGUAGAAAUGGACUUCCAUACACCCUUUCCUGAACGAGUGAAUGGUAUUAUGAUGAAUUCACCUUCAUUUGCUGAAGCGUACAACUGCCCUGUAGGCUUACCAAUGAAUCCAAGUAGAAAAUGUUCCACUUGGUGAGACAAUACAAUUAGUUAACUUUUUAAUUUUAGAAUGACGAGAAAUGCAGUUCCUCCAUUACCAUUUGACAAUAUUACAAUGACCAAGCUGCCCUUAAUGAAUUCCACAGGUGAUAUUUUUUUAAAAACUGGAUUAAAGUUUCUAGUAAGAGGUGAUAUUUUGUCAGAGAGUAAUUACGAGUCACAGAUAUCUGCUUUGUUAUUCUGCACACUGUAUGGGAACAUUCAAACCUAUAAAUUACAGUUUUAUUAAUGUAAUUAUUAUUACAUAAAUAUAAUUGAUCAAAUCACUGUUUGAAAUGUACUUCAUAUUAAAAAAAAAGAGAUAUUAGUAUUUCAUCAGUAUUUAAUUGAGCUUUUCUCCAGAUAAUCUAUUCUCUGACUCAAAAUUAUAUUUAUGUACUCAUUAAGAUGUGGUUCUUCAGUUCAUCUGUAUUUCUAAACCAACUACCGGUGCUCAGUGACAUCUAUGAUAAACAAAAUGACACUGGGAAAUAUUCCCUCCGAGUAUUCAUGUUUCCCAUGCCAAUUUUCAUUCCACCAGAACACACAGCACCUAAAGUUUACGAUAAAGUGGAUAUUUGUCCACAGCGCUUCACAUCUGAUUCAGCACUUAGCUCACAGCUGGGCUCAAAAGUAAUUUGUUUUCGUAACAAUACUUAAUUUAUUAUAAAUUGUUUAUUUUGUGAUUUUAUUUCAUUUGCCCUUCUUUCCGGAAGCAUACAAUUUUUUGUCUUCCUUACCUUAAUGUGAAGCAUUUAAAUUGUAUUGUGUGUGUUCUAAUAUUAGCACGGUGCAUACAUUUUUUAAUAAAAUUUUAAACCUCGAAUAUUUUAUGUAAUCUGGAAAAACUGAACUUGUUAAACAUGUUGUAAUAUGAGGUCCAGUACAAUAAUUUUUAUACAGCCAGUAUUAUUAAUGGUUCUUUACAUCAUCCACUCUUUCAGAUGGCUUGAAACUAAAUAAUAGUAGUAAUUUAUUAUAGUUUACAUAACUUCUAAUUAAUCACAUGGUAUUAUAAGAGAACAGAAAAGUUUAAGUGAAACUGUAUUCUGGUUUCCAUUUCCUGUUGUUAAAAUCACCAAUCCCAAACUGACACACUUCUGGACAGACAAAUGACUUAAUUAAGGAUUUUUUAAGUAUUUUUGUACCUAGUUAUGAAAUACAUUUAAAAAUCAUAAUGGAGUUUACAUUCGUACUUUCAAACACUGUUAACAAUAAUGAGAUUUUUAGAGUUUGUUCUUAAUAAUGAUUCAUUAUGAGUCUCUGGGUGGAAAUGAUCAUCUAGCAGAAGUGUGUGAAUAAUAUAAUACCCUGCUGAGAGAAAGUUCUCUUGAUAAAUGCAAAUAACUCUCAAAUUACAAAUUAAAAGCUUUCUGAAAUACUACAGACAAAAUUUCAUGGACAGUGUGUUCAAUGGUUGGUAGCAUUGUAAAAUGUAUUUAAUUAUUAUUACUGCUAUGGCAGUCUCAGAAGUAAGGGAUUUCAAUGAUGAAAUAAAUUCAUGUGGGUUUAAUUUAAUUCUCCUGUGAAUCUAAGUAUAUUCACAUUUAGGACUCUGGCUUAAACAGAAAUAAAAUAAUUUAUUUUUAUUAGUAUAUCGAAGCUUAUUUCACAACUCUAUUUGACAUCGCAUAUAUUUAAAAUAUAUUCUUAAACAUACAUAAUUUUAAAAUCAACAUAAAAUUUAUUUGUAUAAUAUUUUAAGAAUAUUCAAUCACAGGGUCGAGGAACAUCAACUGGAACAGCAUAUGACAUGGAGAUCUGUAUGAAAUCAUUUAACAUUUUUGUUGUUCCAAUUCUUGAUUCUCAAAUGAACAUUCUAAAAAUGGUAAAGUUAACUUUUUACAGACUAUUGUUAUAUGUGUAUGGAAUUUGAGCAAAUGAAGACAGUUAACUCUCAUUCAUUUCAAUUUCUGUACAAAAGAAAAAUAUGUCCUUCAGAAGCUCAUGUAAUUUGCUUUACUAAUGAGUAAAUGAUGUAAACAUUUACUGAAUAUAUGAAGGUGGUAGAAUCCCAAGUUUCAUGGAUCAAAAAUUGUUUUCUACUGAUUCAAAGUUCCUGUACACCACUUCCCUGUUUCACUCUGUGCAAGAAUGUGGUUUAUUAGAUUAGAAUAAAAUUAUUUACUCCUAAGUAUAUUUAUUAAUACAUGUAGGCUAUGUAGAUAAAUACAUGUGAGGUACAUAUAUUAUCCUGUACUCAGUUGUUUUAGGCAAUAUUUGUUUUAUUAAAAGCAAUUUGUUACUUUAUGGUGGAUAUACACUAUGUAUGUAUGGUGUCAGUGUGUGGACAGAUGAGUAUAGUCAAAAGUAAUACAAUUGUCCUUAAAAUUAUUUGAGAAUUACUUCAUAUUUGUGUAAUCCAUCCACCAUGCAUGAACAAUUCUGCAUCAAGUCCAUAGUCCACGAGCUUCUUUAAUUUUUGCAUGUUGGUGUCCGUCCUUGGAUCAGUGUUAGGUUAAACACGUCAAGAAUUAUUUUGAGGUAAAGCAUAUGCUCAAUGGUAGAAUAACUUUACAAGAAAUAUUGAACAGUAUAUGUUAUAAUCUUGAAAAUUACUUGUGUAAAUUGAAACAUAUGCAACCAACAUUCAGAAUGGAAAUUAGUAUUUAAUCAUGAUGUAGUGUAUAUAAAAGUAAUAAGACAAUUAUAUGAAUUCCAGAAUAAAUAUGUAGCAGGAACACAUGUUAUAUGAAGGCUGUAAUAAAUUACUGUUAUGAAAUGUG
This is a messenger RNA of Zootermopsis nevadensis, 5227 nucleotides long. Its product is annotated as endothelin-converting enzyme-like 1. Gene Ontology annotation, biological process: proteolysis. Gene Ontology annotation, cellular component: plasma membrane. Gene Ontology annotation, molecular function: metalloendopeptidase activity. NCBI's taxonomy places the organism in Eukaryota, Metazoa, Arthropoda, Insecta, Blattodea, Termopsidae. The record is from RefSeq and is a predicted model, not a curated record.